GCUCCGGCUCGCAUUCUAUCGCAGGCGGCCGGCGCAGCCCCCGCUCUCAGACCCGGCCCCGGCCCCCGCCCGCCCGCGGGGUGGAGGCAGCCGCGCCGCGCUGAGCUGCCCGCGGGAAGAAGGCAGCGCUCCGCCGGGCUCCGCGCCCGCUCCGCGCCCCUCCGCGGGGCCAUGCAGCGCCCCUGCCCCCCCGCCACGAGCGCUGCCCCUCGCCCCGCCGCCCCCUGCGCAGCCUGAGCGCCUCGCGGGGGCUCCGCGCCCCUCCGCGCCCCACCACUCCCGGCGGUGGGACGGCGCUGGCGGAGGCACAGGCGGCACAGAGAAGGUCCGCGGCUGCUGCGCGACUCCCCGCCGGCCCCGGCCAUGGGGAAGGGGCUGGAGGGGACGGCGGCCCGCUGCGGGCUUGGACUGGGAUACCUGCUGCAGACCGUGGUGCUCCCCGCCUUGGCCGUCCUGGGGGCCAGCCGCCCCGGCUCCGCGGCGCAAGAUGAUGAUUUCUUUCAUGAACUUCCAGAAACUUUUCCAUCUGAUCCUCCAGAGCCAUUGCCCCACUUCCUCAUCGAACCCGAAGAGGCUUACAUUGUGAAGAACAAGCCUGUGAAUUUGUACUGCAAAGCAAGCCCAGCCACACAGAUCUAUUUUAAGUGCAACAGUGAAUGGGUUCAUCAGAAGGACCAUGUGGUGGACGAGAGAGUAGAUGAAACCUCUGGUCUGAUUGUCCGAGAGGUAAGCAUUGAGAUUUCCCGCCAGCAAGUGGAGGAGCUCUUUGGGCCCGAAGAUUACUGGUGCCAGUGUGUUGCCUGGAGCUCUGCAGGCACCACCAAGAGCCGGAAAGCCUACGUCCGCAUUGCGUAUCUCCGGAAAACUUUUGAGCAGGAGCCCUUGGGAAAGGAAGUGUCCCUGGAGCAAGAGGUGCUGCUCCAGUGCCGUCCCCCUGAAGGCAUCCCAGUAGCCGAGGUGGAGUGGCUGAAGAAUGAAGAGGUGAUUGAUCCUGUGGAAGACCGAAAUUUUUACAUCACCAUUGAUCACAACCUGAUCAUCAAGCAAGCCCGGCUUUCUGACACUGCCAAUUACACUUGUGUCGCCAAAAACAUUGUGGCCAAAAGAAAAAGCACCACAGCAACUGUGAUCGUCUAUGUCAACGGAGGUUGGUCUACCUGGACUGAGUGGUCAGUGUGUAACAGCCGAUGUGGGAGAGGCUUUCAGAAGCGUACGAGGACCUGCACCAAUCCUGCACCACUCAAUGGUGGUGCCUUCUGCGAGGGACAGAGUGUUCAGAAAAUAGCUUGCACCACUCUCUGCCCAGUGGAUGGCAAGUGGACGUCCUGGAGCAAGUGGUCCACCUGUGGCACGGAGUGCACCCACUGGCGUCGGAGGGAGUGCACAGCCCCAGCGCCCAAGAACGGGGGGAAGGACUGCGAGGGGCUGGUGCUGCAGUCCAAGAACUGCACCGACGGGCUCUGCAUGCAGGGUUUCAUUUAUCCUAUUUCAACUGAACAGAGAACCCAGAAUGAAUAUGGAUUUUCUUCUGCUCCUGACUCAGAUGAUGUUGCUCUCUACGUCGGGAUCGUCAUAGCCGUGAUCGUGUGCCUGGCUAUUUCCGUGGUCGUGGCCCUGUUUGUCUAUCGCAAGAACCACCGUGACUUUGAGUCAGAUAUUAUUGACUCCUCGGCGCUAAAUGGGGGAUUUCAGCCUGUUAACAUCAAGGCUGCAAGGCAAGACCUCCUGGCUGUGCCACCAGACCUCACUUCUGCUGCAGCCAUGUACAGGGGUCCCGUUUAUGCCUUGCAUGAUGUCUCCGAUAAAAUCCCAAUGACCAAUUCUCCAAUCCUGGACCCGCUGCCCAACCUGAAAAUCAAGGUUUAUAACACCUCUGGUGCAGUCACCCCCCAGGAUGACCUGUCUGACUUCUCCUCCAAGCUGUCCCCGCAGAUUACGCAGUCUCUGCUGGAGAACGAGACCCUGAACCUGAAGAACCAGAGUCUUGCUCGGCAGACUGACCCAUCGUGCACUGCAUUUGGGACCUUCAACUCCUUAGGAGGUCACUUAGUAAUUCCCGAUUCAGGAGUAAGCUUGCUGAUCCCAGCGGGUGCCGUUCCACAAGGGAGAGUCUAUGAAAUGUAUGUGACAGUUCACAGGAAGGAGAACAUGAGGCCACCUGUAGAAGACAACCAGACCCUGCUGACACCAGUGGUGAGCUGUGGCCCACCAGGAGCCCUGCUAACCCGGCCCGUCAUUUUAACCAUGCACCACUGUGCAGAACCGAACACAGAGGACUGGCAGAUCCAGCUGAAGCACCAGGCUGCCCAGGGACCAUGGGAGGAUGUGGUGGUGGUUGGGGAGGAAAACUUCACGACACCAUGCUAUAUCCAGCUGGACCCAGAGGCCUGCCAUAUCCUGACAGAAACCCUCAGCACAUAUGCCUUGGUGGGACAGUCAAUCACCAAAGCAGCAGCUAAACGUCUCAAACUGGCCAUCUUUGGACCGCUCUCCUGCUCUUCGCUGGAGUACAGCAUCCGGGUCUACUGCCUCGAUGACACGCAGGAUGCCCUUAAGGAGGUCCUCCAGCUCGAGCGGCAGAUGGGCGGGCAGCUUUUGGAGGAGCCCAAAACUUUGCAUUUUAAGGGAAGCACCCACAACCUCCGCCUGUCCAUUCAUGACAUUGCCCACUCUCUCUGGAAGAGCAAAGUGCUGGCUAAAUACCAGGAGAUUCCCUUUUACCACAUCUGGAGUGGAUGCCAGAGGAACCUGCACUGCACCUUCACACUGGAAAGGUUCAGCCUGAAUACCCUGGAGCUGGUGUGCAAACUCUGUGUCCGGCAGGUCGAAGGAGAAGGGCAGAUCUUCCAGCUCAACUGCUCUGUCUCAGAGGAACCUACUGGCAUUGAUUAUCCUCCCAUGGACUCAGCAGGCACCAUCACCACCAUAGUAGGGCCCAGCGCUUUCAGCAUCCCCCUCCCGAUAAGGCAGAAGCUGUGCAGCAGCCUGGACGCGCCCCAGACCAGGGGCCACGACUGGCGGAUGCUGGCCCACAAGCUGAAACUGGACAGGUACCUAAAUUAUUUUGCUACAAAAUCGAGUCCCACUGGGGUGAUCCUGGAUCUCUGGGAAGCCCAGAAUUUCCCUGAUGGCAACCUGAGCAUGCUGGCAGCGGUUCUUGAAGAAAUGGGAAGACACGAAACCGUUGUUUCUUUGGCAGCAGAAGGAAAUUACUGAUGCAGCCUUGGUGUGAACAGGAAGGACAGACGCAGGGAGUGGUAAUGCCCUGUUAUUACAAACAAGAAUUGAAAUGAAAACCCAGACCAAUGAGUUACACUAGAGACAUUGCAGAGAAGAAAGCAAGCAAACAAACAAACAGAAAAAAAACCAGCCCUGACCUUCACACAUGCUCUCCUUGUACAUUAUCACAGGAUCUAAAAGAAAUCAUGUGAAAUUGUACCUUGAAAAUAUAAAUCAACUAAUGUUCCUCUCGGCUUGGCUGUACGCUGCUUGGUACAGGAUUUUACAGUUUCCUAGGAAACGCUUUUUAUUGCUAUCCAGAUAUAUGGAUAAACUUUCUUAACAAUCCCAGUUUCUAUGGAUGUUGUUUACAUCAAUUUCUGGACAGGGGUAAGGAGACUGUCCAUGGCUCUUUAUAUUUUUUGUUUAAAGUCAUUCUAGACAAGGCUAUGGGCAGUUGGUUGUGGCUAUUUCAGCUUAUUGGUUUCUGGUGAAUUCGGAUUUUGGCUACAAUUCUGCACAUUGAUCGUUUCACAAUGAUCCUCCUGUCAUUGUUCUGUUUCCUAGACCUACUUGUAAAAAAAUAGCAAACAAGAAAAUCAGAGUUAAGAGGUGUGCAUCUGGAAAGCAGGUACUCUGGGUGCUAAGCAGGAACACAUGUAACGUCCCCUUCCUUCCCCGAGGCAGUUUCACUGAGCCUGAGUGGAGGAUAGCUGUAGGACAGCAGGGAACAUAGGUUUGGAGUCAGUUUUCAUUUCGCAACAUAACACCACCCUUUCCUACCCCUUUGCAAUAUGAUGGGGUUGGAUAUGCAAUGCAGAGUGGUUAGGGGGGGAAAAGAAACCCAGAAAAUAAAAAAGAGAAGUUGCUAUGAUAAUUAUUUACUAAUUAGUAUCUAGUGCAAGGAUUAUAAUUAUUAUUAUUAAUAUUAUUAUUACCAUUAUUACUUUAUUUCUAAUUUUGUCAGCAGCAGAAUGAAUCAUUCCUGUUUUUAUGGCACCUGUUGUGCCCUUCCUGAACAUCUUGUAAGACGUCUGUCUUUCCCUUCUCCAGCCAUCAUACUCCUCUUCCAAAGUCUCUGCUAGCCUAUGAAGGUUGCUCAUGUCAUGUUGGCAUUGCUGUGCUUCAUGCCUGAUGCAAAGGUGGUAUAAAUUGGUGACACUCCGCUGUAGUCACUGAUCUGCACCCUGAGAGGAUCCAAACCAGCACCUCUCCCUGGGAUGCUUUGCACCACCUUGGUGCCUCCAGGUUGCAAUCCUGUCCCGAGGUGGCUGUGAACCAGUGAGACCUCCCAGUCCGAAUACAUGUAGACCACUGGUUCAGGAGCACCGGUGCAAGCAUGUGGAGGCACUGACACUGCUUUGUGCAUCUAGUGUGGGCCUCCACAUGUCUUGCUUUGCUUUGAAGUGGUCUGAGAGCCAUCAGCUCACACAGAGCUGCAGGUACUCACUGUACAGAAGCUCACCAGCUCCGAUAAUGUUUGUGGUGGUCUAGGCUAACUGGGAGUCCUAUGCUGGGUCUUUUCUGCGUGAGGUGCAGCCCUGUCCCUUUUGUCCACCACAAACAGGUGAAGUGGGAACUUGGCAAAGGGAGCCAACUUUUGCCUUUUUGGUUGUCACUGCACAUGUAUUUUUCUUCCACUCAGUGAAAAGCCUGGCUCUUUGGUACAUGACAGUGUGUAGGAUUGCAGUAGUGUUACUGCCAGUCUUGUCUGUCCUCUCCUUCUGGUGCAAAAAAGGCUUUCUUCCCCAGCUCAUCCAUUCCAGGUUUCCAGCUAGGCCCUGUUGUGCACACAUGCAUGUCCCACUCCAUGUGCUUCCCAAGACCGGAGAUCGCUUGUUUUCUUUCGUGUUUUUGGUUUUGUUUUUCCCCAAGGCUUUCCAGAUUGUGCCUUUAAAGGUAACUUUGAAAAUGUCAUUGGUCAAAAUGAAAGGAAAAUUCCAUCUGACCUUUCUCCAAUUUGACAUUUCACAGACUUAGGACUCUUUUUUUUAAUUUCUCAGCUCCCUGACACCAGCAGGGUUUUGAUUGACAAUUGGGCAGCGAUCAUAAAGCUCUCCCUUCCUCGUAAAAGGUAACCCAUCAGAUUACAAAGCAGCAUCUCAGUCAGAACUGGAGCCCGGAGGACAUACAUUUUAACUUUCAACAUCUGGCUGCAUUUUGCCUUUGUAAGCCCCACCUUCUCUUAAUGUGGAGGUGCCAUGGGCAUCCUUUCAACAACAACCGUCUUUUUCACCUUGUGCAUCUGAUGCAGCCCACUGCAAUGCUAAUGGAAAUCUUUCAACUUCAGGAAGCUUUGACUGGGACUGCCCUUUUCUUACAUUUUUGACUGACCUUGAAGCUCUAAAAUGGCCUUUCAAAGACAGGCCUCACCUUUUCUCCCUUCUGUGCCAUCCUUAGGUGUAACCACAGUUGUAUUUAAUUUGAAUUUCUUUACCCUUCCCAUGUGUCCUUCCUCUGUGGCUUCUUUUCCAAGGCAGGUGCAUGAGCCAUACUGUCCUGCCCCUUCCCUUCGGUUCAGCCUUUGUGAGGUGAUGCCCAAGCUCACUGGUACUCCCAGCUCUCAGCUUUUGCUUGGUGUGCAGGCUUCUCACCAGGGCCUUGCUGGAAAGUAUCUCAUAGUUAUCUCUGUCACUAUCACUCAAUGAUCUUUUUGCCAGCUCUCUGACCUAUUCCCCAUGCCUCCUUGAAGAAAAACCAGAUGAGCAACAGUCUUAAAGUAUUCUGGGGAAUUUUCCUUUUACAGGGUCACUGUAAAGGGGAUUUAUUGAGAGGAAAAAGGCAUGCUCUGAUUACGAGGAGCAUCCAUGGAGAUGGAUGAAGGUCAAAAACAUCACUGCUGGCAGCAGCAUCACUGAGAGGAGGAGCUGCUUUUCCACCCCACCUGUUCAGAAACCUUUUCUCACCUGCUGAGGUGCGGAAUGGUUUCUCCAGCCUUUGCUCCAUCAGCCUUUGCAAGGGCCCAGCACAGCACUGUGCCAGCUGCCUCAGCCCUGACAGGGAGCAGGGGCUGCCAGGGAUGGGCAAGUUUCCUCCACAGAGCCACACAUUGUCCCAGCAGCUCCACAUUUGUGCUUUGCCACUGCUGCAAACAGCAACUCCCACCUCACCUGAUGCUCCUUCUGCAUUUAUUUUGCUCAGGGUUUUUUUUCUUCCUUUUUUUUCCAUGGCAGGGCAUCUGGCUGGGGAGAUGGCUCUGGCACAGGCCAGUGGUACGCACCCCUCAGCAUCCCCAUCCUGCUAUCUCAAGGAGGGAGGAUGGGAAGGAAAGAGCAAGGGCGGCCAGAUCAGAUCUUUCGGAGUAUUACUUUUGGUGGGAGAAAAACCAUUGCGUGGACACAGUGCCAUCUCGUGGGGCUGCGCUCCAGCUCCAACAUGCCACAGUGAGCAACAUCGCUUGGGGAAAGGCUUUCUCCCGUUGGGUGGCUCUUGAAAAGGGCAAAUAAGUUUGGCAGACAGAACCGAUUCUUGCAAGUUAUUGUAACAUUUUAUGUCAGGUAAGCACAUCUGCUUUAAAAGAAAAAGAUGGCUGCGGGUUUCUUAUCCUCCAGUUAUUACUACUUUUUAAAAUGUUUUAUCCUUUUAGCUGUCCACCUUCAGUUAUGUCCUGCAGCAGUGUUGCUGCUCUUCACACCAUCUCUUCAUUACAUGUUGGUUGCUAGCGCUAUAAAUAAUAUAUAUAUUAUAUAAAUAUAUAUAAAAUAUCUACUGACUUCAAGGAAAACCUUUUCUUUCCGAGUAAGAAACAGUAUUGGAGGCAGUCCUUUUCACCUGAUUUUUUUCUUCAGUUCCUCUUGUGUUGUGUUCUUGUAAAGGUGGCUGUCAGUGUAUAGGGUAAGUUUGGGGUUUGGUUGGGUUUUUCCAGAGUUUUCUGAUCACAGCUGAUCCACUGUAUCUUACUGAACAGUGCAAGACCUAAGUGCUGCUGAAUCUCAGAAGUUUUGAGGCAGUGGGGGUCUCUUCAGCCGGGAUUUGCUUCCAUGGGAGACCAAGACUCUUUUUUUUCCUGUACUGCUGGCAGAAAUGCAGACGCUCACGAGACAUAUUGGAGUCUGGGAUGCCCACGGAGCAAAGCAUCUCUGUUCCUUGGGUUUCUCACUCUUUCUGUUGCUUACAUAUAGAAUAAAUGUAUUUACAUGCUGUAAGCCCCUCAUUGUGGACAGUGUCCUCAUGUCUUGUAUUGCUACCUACAAUAGUUUCUUUUGGUUCUCCUCUUCUUGUUGUUUUGGGGUGUGGGGGUAUGGGGAAGGGCCGGGGUGGGGGGAUGUCCUUAGACCAUUGUAUGCUCUAGCCAAGUAGUUACCACAGCUCUGAGGUUACUUCUAAACAAGAUUAUACUGGUGAGGUGUUUUUGUUUGUUUCUUUUUUAAUCUCAUGUCCAGGGCACUUCUUUGUAAACUAUUUUAAUAAAUGUUCGGAAGUCUUUUCAGGUAUUACUCUGCCCACGAAGUAAUUAACUGGUUGCAGGCUGGCUUACUUAAUGGCAGGCAGUGCAAAGAUGUGAGUAGUUUGUGAAUGGAAACCAAACCUUUGGCUGUUCUCCCAUAGGGACUCCAAUGAGGUAUUGACUUUGGGGUCAUCACCGCAAUCUGUUCCUAGCUUGUGUAUGAGUAGCUUGAGUUCGUAAAAUGAGCUGCGCUGCAGAUUUUUAAAUGCUGAAGCAGAUAUCUCACACAUCCUUUGAAGUAGGAAUUUAACAGAAAUGUGAAGUGUGUGUGUAUAUAUACACACACACAGAGAAGAAAAUAAAGGACACCUACUGCUGGAUGCUUUUAGCUCUGAUGUUAGUUGUGGGCAUCCUCUUAUGACCAACUUUUGCUUGUGAACGUGAAGGUCAAAAUUAAGUGCUGUAUCAUCACUGCAAGGUCAAAUAGGCAGUACAGCGAGAGCCAACAGAAUAAAACCUGGCAAGGAACUAGAAUUGGACUUGAACCAAAGCCACAGAAAUGAGCCCUCAAGUUUGGCAGGUCAAGCUCCUUGCUUGAAAUAGCAGCAUUUAGUUUAUUUACUUACUUGUACUUUAAGCUUGACACCUGCUCCCUGAAAUCUGAAAAUCCCUUUAUCUGAAAGUCCUUUGAUAAGCUCUGACUGUACAAAAAAGCAGCGAUAAUCCAGAGUUUCCACAAGCCUCUAUCACCAGAUAGGUAUUUCACAUUUUCUGUGAUGUUGGUUAAAUGUAUUUAAUAAUGGUUCAGUCUCCUCGACUGCUUACAAAGAGAUUAAUUGCUGUGUUUGCUGUACCCUGGGCCUGGUCUUUUCUCCCAAAGCAUCCCAUGCUGUGGCAUGUGAGUAACUUCUGGAUGCCUGUGAAGAAGCAGGAUGUAAUCAGGCAGGGCCAUCCCCCAGUGAGGUGGGUCUCCGAAUACUGGCACUCUGGUCUCCAGCUGCCAGUUGCAGCUGGUGGGACAAUAGCCCUAGAUGAAAAAAGCUUGUUUGGCCCAAAGAUCCUCUUUGGCUGCUGCCAGCUGGCUCUUGCUAUGGAUUGCAAGUAAAUUUGGGAGCUUAAACAACAUGAAUAGAAAGCAAAACCAGUCUGGAAAGUAAACAAAAUUAGGCAGAAGCAGCAGCAAAACACUCAUCUCCCAUAGAUCUUGUAAGGCACCUUGCAAAUAAUACACCCCUGAGCCAUAAGCCGAUAACCUACCUUGAAACAGGAUGCGUGGCACAGCUGAGACAGAGAAGUUAUGGCAUUACCUGGCAUUACUGUUUUGGCACAUCUGUGUGGUAGACUUUUUUGCUAACACAUAUUCUGUCUGUUAAAUGUUUAAUAAUAAUAAAAGUGUAAGAUGGUUCAUUUGGUACCUUUCCAUAGCAAAGAAGAAGGGCCCAUAGGAAAUGAAAUGUCUGUGCAACCUGGGCCAAGAGGGUGUAUUGCAUUUUUCCCUCCACUUCCCAUGUCUCAGCUCUACCAGAUUUUGUGGGAUUUAUUUUCUUUGCUAUUCAGAUCUGAAGAACUAUUUUGAUUUUGAUUUCCCUAUUGCUGUAUCUUCUAUGCAAUUCCUUUUCUAAAGACUGACUUACUACCAGAGAAGUGCUAGCCAUUGCAUUAUUUGUGUUGCUGUAUAGUGGAGGUGUGGUUUACUAGUUCUGAGUGUGCCUCUUAUCCUCCCCCCCCCCUUUUUCUCUUUCCCUCUGUUUGUAAAUGCCUGCAUUUAUUCUGUCAGCCUGACAUGUACAAAGUGUAAGAAAGAAUUUUUAAACAGGUAAUAAAUUAUAUUUAUAAGCAACUGGAAAAAAAAAUGCACCA
Molecule: messenger RNA, 9466 nt
Organism: Strigops habroptila (Kakapo)
Lineage: Eukaryota; Metazoa; Chordata; Aves; Psittaciformes; Psittacidae
Gene: UNC5C
Product: unc-5 netrin receptor C
Exons: 17
Coding region: 364-3216 (950 amino acids)
Biological process (GO): netrin-activated signaling pathway
Cellular component (GO): membrane
Molecular function (GO): protein binding; netrin receptor activity
Source: RefSeq, a predicted model, not a curated record